Messenger RNA from Vidua chalybeata, 810 nucleotides. RefSeq names its product WAP four-disulfide core domain protein 2-like. NCBI's taxonomy places the organism in Eukaryota, Metazoa, Chordata, Aves, Passeriformes, Viduidae. Gene Ontology annotation, cellular component: extracellular region. Gene Ontology annotation, biological process: innate immune response; antibacterial humoral response. The transcript has 4 exons. Bases 45 to 626 code for a protein of 193 amino acids. Gene Ontology annotation, molecular function: peptidase inhibitor activity. The record is from RefSeq and is a predicted model, not a curated record.
GCCAGGGGUGCUUGGCUGCUGUUCCUGCCGGGCGAGUUCUCAGCAUGGCCGCCCAGUCUCCUCGAGGCUCCCCCUCCCUGGUCGGCAGCCAGCAGCAGCAGAUACCUGAUACUCGGGUUGUGCAAGCGCGAAGGGGGAGCCUGGCCCUGCCCGGCCCUUGGGAGCCACCCGGAAGGCCGAGCCCGCCGGCCCCACCUGGAGAGGAGCUUAAAGGCCGGCCGGGCGGCCACAGCGCAGCCGGUUCCUGCACCAUGCCCACGGCCCGCAGCGUCCUCAUCUUGGCGGGGCUCCUGGCUCUCUGGGCAGAGCUGCCGGCAGCAUCCGCCCAGAAUGACACCACAAAAGCCGGCGUGUGCCCGAGCCCGGCGAUGGAUGCGGUGAACUGCACAGUGGGGUGCCAGUCCGAUGGCGACUGCGAGAGCACCCUCAAGUGCUGCCCGGCAGCCUGCGGCAAGGCCUGCCAGAAGCCUGACGAGAAGCCUGGCACCUGCCCACCCGUCAACCCGGGCAUCCCCAUGCUGGGCGUCUGCACCAACCAGUGCAAGACUGAUGCCAACUGCUCCGGGAUCCAGAAGUGUUGCAGGAACGGCUGCGGCAAGGUCUCCUGUGUGACACCCAUCCACUGAGGUGCAGCCGCCUCCUGCCAGCCCAGCCACAGGGAAGCUGCUGCCCGAUGCCCAUCCCACAUGCCCUGGCCGUGGCCCUGCACCAUCCCCCUGGCUUGGAGCCUUCAGCCUCAGUUUUCUCUCUGGGGUUCUCUGCUCAGGGCAAGCCCCUUGCACUCUCUCCAAUAAAGCAGCUUCUCCCUGA